CGCAGUGGGAGAGGACAGUGGCGCUGGGCGCCCCUCACACCGCUUAGGCUCCGGGUCUCCGGGCCCUGGGUCUGGGAGAAGAGCGGAGCCCACUGGACCGGAUCGGGCAACCUCCUCUGUCGCUGGGAGAUCACUGCAUUGUAAUGGAAGGAUCAUGGAUUUGGAGUUAAGAAAAACUGUGCCAUCCUCUGAUUCCUAUUCUCAACAAUUAAGUGAAAAUAAUCGUUCUCUGACUCCGCCUCUUUGUAUGCAUUAACAGAUAACAACCAUAACGGUGAAGCAACUUCCACAAUGAAAUCUGAAGCCAAGGAUGGAGAAGAAGAGAGUCUGCAGACAGCUUUCAAGAAGCUAAGGGUGGACGCAGCAGGAUCCAUGGCUUCCCUUUGUGUUGGAGAGGGAGCAAGUGCCCGAGCGUCAGUUAGGACAGCUACAGAGGAGACCAAACCUAAAACCAUGUGUGCAUCUAAAGACAGUUGGCACAGUUCUACAAGAAAGGCUUCACGAGGAGUAGUGAGAACCCAGCGUCGUCGGCGUUCCAAGUCUCCAGUCCUUCAUCCUCCAAAGUUUAUACACUGCAGUACAAAGGCUGCAUCUUCCACCAGUCAGCUCAGACACAAAAGCCAAACUGACUGUCCUGACAGCAAUAGCCACCUAGGGAUUCUACCCACUAACGAGUUCAGUGCAAGGGAAUGCUCUAUUUCUUCUCUUAGUGAGGCUAAUCACACACGAGCUGUGAAAGAGCCCUUGGGGGCAACGGUUCCUGAUGGUGCAUCAGAAGGCAAAACAGAAGAAGAUUCCCCUGAUGCUGCCCUGGCCUCCCAAGCGAGUCUCAAGGCCCGUGAUCUCUCUGACUUUCAAUCAGUAUCCCAGCUAAACCUGGGCAAGCCAUGUGCAUGUGUAGGCAAGGAGUGCCAGUGUAAGAGGUGGCAAGACAUGGAAGUCUACUCCUUCUCCGGCUUGCAGAAUGUCCCUCCCUUGGCACCAGAACGAAGAUCCACCCUCGAGGACUACUCGCAGUCUUUCCAUACCAGAACUCCAUCUGGCUCACCUCGCUCGUGUUCUGAGCAAGCUAGGGCCUAUGUGGAUGAUGUAACUAUUGAAGAUCUUUCCGGCUACAUGGAAUAUUACUUGUAUAUUCCCAAGAAAAUGUCCCAUAUGGCAGAAAUGAUGUACACCUGAUAGCAAUAAGCAAAAUCGUAUGCUUUAAAACCAAUGAAGGGUUGGAAAAGUGACUUAGUUACUGGCAGACUGCUCAGCCACUCUGUGUGAGAAGAUACCUUCCUCUGCUCACUGUGCUUGCAAUAAAAACAUUUCUUUGCAUCUCAGUUAAUUUUCAUUCUUUAGACUAGUUUCCCCUCCUCUCUCCAUCCCCCUUGUCCCAAAAGAAACCCUGGACAAACAAAAAAAAAAACCCUUUCAUUUUGAAACAUCCCAAGAUGGAUCAUAGGAUUUAGAAUUGAAAGGCACCUUAAAACACCAAAUAAUCUAACCCUACCAUUUCCCCAGUCCCAGUUUUACAGAGGAAGAAACUGAGGUCCAUAAAGGCUAACUGACUUUCAGUUAAAUUCAGCAAGCAUUUAAGUGCCUACUCUGUGCAAGAAACCAUGCUAAUGUGGGUACAAGACAAAAAUGAAAAUUGGUCUCUGCCCUCAAGGAGCUUCCUUGUGCUAAGGAAUACAGACAUGUAAACAGUUAAGUAAAGCACACAAUAUGUUUAAUUUGAGGAGGGAGAGAGCACCAAGGUAAGAGGAUGCAAAAAAAGCUUCUUUAAGAUGGUACCUGGACUUUAAAGGAAACUGGAUUCUAAGGCUUGUCCAAGGUUACUCAGCUAGUGAGUGACAGCUGGGAUUUGAAUCCAGGUCUUUUGACUCCAAGUCAAUGAAGAGACCAAUCUUACAAAACUGUUGGUGGGUAAAUAUUUAAUAGCAAUGCCUUCUUUAAAAGGCAUUCUUUUUUUAGGCCUGUUAGGCAACAGAUAAUUUGGGAAAAUCUGAAUGCGUUUUGUAAAUGAUUUGAAUGAUUUUUAUGACCCAAAGAAUUCUCCAAAGAAUGAAAAGCCUUAAAAUGGAUUUACUGUCCCUGAUUUAAUUCAGUACAAGUUUUUAUGAUUUCAGAGUUUAUCUGUUGGUGUCAGGCCAUAGAUCUGUGGUUCACUAAAUAUAACACAAAAUUAUUUAGUCAGCAUCCACUGAAACCUCCCACCAGUGAUCUGUUCUGUAUUUGGUGAUGAAAUGAAAUUGCAGGCCUCAGAAAUGAAUGAUUUUGUUAGCAGUAAUGGUGUGUGUGAGGCCCCGAGUUUAUUUGGAUGAACCCACCUACUGUUUGUUUAAAUUAACUCUGCUGAGUCCCUGAUUUAGUAUGAAUACAGUGAUAUCAAGCAUCUCAGUGCAUCGUCCCACCAGGCCACUGCAGCUGGAACACAGGAACAAGAUGACCUGCUUGUUUACUGCAGUACUUAAAGCUGGAAUGGAGAUGAUGUUUUAGAAGUAACCAGGGGCUGUUAGAUUCUGCAUGGUUAUGGCCCUGCAACUUCUGGGUGUUACUGCUUUGGGCAACCUCACAAGCAGCUCAAGCUCAUUGGCUUCAGUGUUGCUACUAGAGAAAGGCAAAGCAGACAAAAGUAGGAGUGAUCUGUCUUAAGAUGGGCCACUACAUCUUUCAGUUGCUUUUUAAAAUUACAAAAAUGGAAGUCAUUUUUUUUGUAAUGUUCAAUUGUAAAUGUUGGAACAGUUUACAGGGAAUGAAGAGUACUCAGUUGUCCUGUUAGAGACAUGAAGAGAUGAAAGGAUUGAAAAUUGGAACAAGUAGUAGUUCCCAUUAAUAUUUUUCUGGUGAAGAAAUCUAGUUUUUGAUAGGGAUUUAGUUCAAAUUUGUGGAGAAAUAGGAUACAUAUCAAAAUUCAUGCAUCUCAAUGGACAUACAGGUAUCUUUGACUAUGAAGACUGCCUCUACGGUCCAGAGGAGGUUAAUUUGACCUUAGUAAAAGUCCCUUCCAGUUCUAAAUCCUAUGAUCUGUUUUCCUUUAAUGACCCCUUGAGAGAAUCAGUUCUAGGAGGACUGUUUCUUUACCAAGAUUCUAGAAUCAGUACUGUUUCUAGCAGGCAAAUCUUACGAAAUUGGAAUUCUGAUUACCCUGCUUUAAAACAUCUGGGAUUUCUGUGUAUGGCCCUCCUCUGGGUCUUGCUCUUUGUGUGCCACAUAUUACAUGCAAUCUUCCUUCUCCUGCUGCGUAUUCUACAUGAAAUAAUUAGGCUGUAAGAAUUGAAAGGAAACAGGAAAGGGUGAGGGAGGAUAUAUGGCUUUUUCCAAAUAGAGGGUUAUUGAGCCAUGAAUGGAAUAUUUGACAUUAAAGAAGAGGAAAGCAGAUAAGGGGUAAAUUGGGCUAUUGCUUUGGAAAUAGGCAAAUUCAUUACAGUUUAAAUGCUACCAUUUCCCUUUUGCUUGUAGCAGAUCACUAAAAUUCCAAAUUAAAUUUCCAAAGUGGUUCAACUCAGUUUCAUAAAUAUUUCCUCAGGGCAGGAAGAAAAAAAAGCUUGUUCUGCUUUGUAAUACAUCUGGCCAUGUGAGGUCGCCCUUUCUUCUUAAGAAAUCCAGCAAUAACAUUACUGUGGAGGUGCCCCAGGAGAACAUUAGCCCCAAAGUGGUUGAUUGCUCAUCCAUUUAACUGUAUUUUCAUAUGUUCAAAAUGGAAACAGGUGGCUAGGAACUAUGCCAAAUUUGUAAAAUCAUUUACUUAGGGUCUUUAAGAAAUUGGAGUGAGCUUUUACCAGUUAGAACAGUUUUGUUAAAGGGAAGAAAUACUAUUUUGGACUAACACUUUAGAGGGGGUAGGCAGGAGAAGGGAAUAAUAUCAAAGUAUUUAGCAUUUAAAGGAGUUCCUUUUCACUUGCUCACUAUUUUGUUUGGCAUGAUGACUUCUUAAAGUGUGAAAACUGCCUCCUGAAUAAACAUAUUUGAAACGGC
Molecule: messenger RNA, 3963 nt
Organism: Vombatus ursinus (common wombat)
Lineage: Eukaryota; Metazoa; Chordata; Mammalia; Diprotodontia; Vombatidae
Gene: OSER1
Product: oxidative stress responsive serine rich 1
Exons: 6
Coding region: 292-1179 (295 amino acids)
Biological process (GO): cellular response to hydrogen peroxide
Source: RefSeq, a predicted model, not a curated record